AUGUUAAAUGAUCAUUUCCUGAAGUCUAAUUUAAUGGAGGUGGGGAGCUGUGGGGAAAAGAGCAGUUCAGGAGAACAGCAGAAGCCUGAGCUCACUAGCUCCAGUCAGCAGCCCUCUUCGAACCUCAGUUCCCUGCUCUGCAGACUGAGGAGCGCCCCAGCCCGGACAGACUGGGCGGAGGUACAGCCGCAGCUCUCUAUUGGCUCCCGCGCGGGCCCCUGGACUUUCUAUAAAGCGCGGCUGCAGAAGGCGCGGCGGGCACUGGCUUGGAGCGCUAGUGCCAGUGGCUGCCUCCGCUCAGCCCACAGCGCCCGCCAGCAUCGGACAGACAGACUUCCGGACAGAUUGAAGGCAACAGACAGUGAGUCGGAACGAUCUCGGACUGGCCGAGGAGGAGCGGUGCUGGGGCAACGCCGGACGCUAUCCCCAGUUCGGAACAGGAGCUGCCUGCGCCAUAGCCAGGCGGCAGACCAUCUGGAACCAGCAGCGGUCGCCCGCCCUGCGCUGAGCUCCUGCGUGCAGAGCGCAGCCCUCCCAGAGCUCAGUGGAGGACGCCCUCCCCCUGGCGCUCUCAGACCCAGUAGUUUAAGGACCUCGCGGUCCUAUAAAGGCGUCAAGCUGGACGCCCCGACCACAGAACCGCCCCACGGGGCUUUCCUGAACCCAGGCACCAUGAGCUAUGGGGACGAGCUGACCCCCGAAGCUCUGAGUGUGCCCAGCGGUUUUGAUGACCUGAUCACCUCCACCACUUCCCAGGUGCUGCAGGCCUUGUCCAAAGCCGCAUCUGCCGUUGGCCAAGCUGGCCGCGAAGGCGUGCUUCCCAUUAAUAAACUGCCAGACAGCAUGGCAAACACGGGAGACCUGGCCGACGUGUCAGGUCCCAUAUCUUCGGAGAUGGUGUCCCAAGAUGAGCAGGUGCAGUUCUGGCUAGUGAUAGGGUACACCAUAGUGGUCUUUGCUGCCAUCCUAGGCAACUGGGUCUUAAAUCAUGUCAUUAUGAAAUACAAGAGGGUGCACACCGCUACCGGCCUCUUCGUCGUCAACAUCUCUGUGACCAACAUGAUGCUGGCUCUUCUCAGCUCCCCUUUCACCAUGGUGCGCUACCUAUGUAAUUCCUUGGUGUUUGGGAAGAUGACAUGUCACCUCAGUCGCUUUGCCCAGUAUUCUUGUGCCUAUGUAACUGUGAUGACCAUGGCUGCUAUUUCCCUGGACCGGCAUCGGGUGAUGUUAUAUCCUCUGAAGGCCCGAAUUACUCCAAUGCAAGGCAAUGUGUGCAUUAUUCUCAUCUGGAUUGUGAGCACCUGUGCUGCUUUGCCACAUGCCAUUUACCAGAAGCUUUACCAAGUGGAGAUUGGAAACAUAACUGAAGAAACUGCCUGCCUUCCUAGUUUCCCAUAUACUUCAAAAUCCACGUGGAAAUACCUUGAUCUGAGCACCUUUUUGCUUUUCUUCAUCCUGCCAUUGAUGGUGCUGGUGGUGGUGUAUGGUCAUGUGGCCAAGAAGCUGUGGAUCCAUAAUGCUGUUGAUGAUAUCAACAUCCACACCUACAUCUGCCAGCGUGGGAAGAAGAAGCAGACCCUAAAGAUGCUGAUGAUAGUGGUGCUUGUCUACACAAUCAGCUGGCUCCCCCUCAAUCUCUACUUGGUGCUGCUAUCCAGUGAAUCCAUUUCAAGCCACAAUAGUCUCUACUUCUUCCUCCAUUGGCUGGCAGUUAGCAGCUCCUGCUACAAUCCCUACAUCUAUUGCUGGCUCAGUGAUAGCUUCCGGAUUGAAGUUCAGAAGGUCAUCAUGGAAAUCCAGAAGAUGCUGAUAGAUGGAAUCAGUCGCCUGAGGGGGGAGCACCGCAGGCUGAGCUCUGUCUCACCCACUCACCGCUCUGCCUGGGUGGAUCCCAAUCCAGGAGUUCCCAAAUUCCCGACAUUCAAAGAUUUUGAUGAGCUACCCAGUCCCCCUCCCUCCCCAGGGGUGGAAAUCUCCUUUCUCUAUCCACGAGUGCCUAGAGUUUAA
Molecule: messenger RNA, 2007 nt
Organism: Lepus europaeus (European hare)
Lineage: Eukaryota; Metazoa; Chordata; Mammalia; Lagomorpha; Leporidae
Product: neurotensin receptor type 1-like
Exons: 6
Coding region: 1-2007 (668 amino acids)
Biological process (GO): neuropeptide signaling pathway
Cellular component (GO): membrane
Molecular function (GO): neuropeptide receptor activity
Source: RefSeq, a predicted model, not a curated record